Aureobasidium musti is the source of this 1368-nucleotide messenger RNA. The record is from the annotation of a GenBank genome assembly. NCBI's taxonomy places the organism in Eukaryota, Fungi, Ascomycota, Dothideomycetes, Dothideales, Saccotheciaceae.
GUCGCCGCCAUGCCACCUAAGAAGAAGAGGCGUACAAAUGGAUUAGAUACACCUCAGGGUUCACCAGCUCCUGAGCCCACCACCCCUACUCUAGACUCAUGGCCUGGUUGGUGUGAGAUCGAGUCUGAGCCAGUUUGUUGGCAUCUUACAACUCAACAUGUUCCAAACACUCAUGCAUUUACANNGGCCUUCUUUACAACAAUCCUCAAAGACAUGGGCGUCCGCGAUCUCAGAGUUCACGAGGUUUUUGGCGUUGACGAUGACAAUCUUGCCGUUCUACCCAAACCAGUACAUGCAGUCAUCUUCCUCUUCAAAUACCAACAAGACGGCACUGCCGAGCAAGUCCAAGAAAAGACCUGUCCAUCUCAUGUCUGGUUCGCCAAUCAAAUUUCCCAAUAUGCAUGUGGAACUGUGGCUUUGCUCAACAUCAUCAACAACAUUCCCAAUUUAGAACUCGGUCAACCUCUAGAGUCUUUCAAGGACUACACUCAAUCAUUCGAUCCCAUCGCCAGAGGCUAUGCCAUUGACAGCUUUGACUUUGUGCGCAAGAUACACAAUUCUUUCGCGCGGGAUACUGACAUGCUCAUCAGUGGCCAAAGCAGCAGAAAGGGCGGCCGAGAGGGCUGCAAAAACAGAUCCGAACACNNAAGUGCCGUAAGAUCUAACCCUUCACGCAAAGCUAGAACCAGCAAAUCAGUGGUCGAGGAAGAAGAGGAGCAAGAAUCAGAGGAGUCCGGCUUUCAUUUCGUCGCAUAUAUGCCGAUUGGUGAUGACGUCUGGAAGCUCGAUGGUCUUGAUUCGUUCCCGACAACCAUUGGAAAGAUACUGUCUGGUGGAGACUGGCUAGACGUCGUCCAGACAUCUCUUAGCGUUCGCAUGGCUCAGUAUGAGGAGGGUCAGAUUCAGUUCAGCCUAAUGGCGGUUAUUCAAGAUCCAGUCGUCGAAGAUCGCCGCAUUCUUGCCCAGAAUGUCCUGUCACUACAGAAGACCGAACUUCUCCUGAACGAAGCAUCUCAAGACUGGUGUAGCUAUACUGCCGUCGAUCACGAAGACUGUACCCUGCUCGGCGCGAGUCAGGAGUACGGGCUAACAGAAGAGAUGAUCGCACAAGCCGGCAUACCCGAAACUAUGGCGCAUCAGCUCCGCUCCAACUGCCUGGAAAGCCUCUUGAAGGUACGGCAAGAGCUGACAACCAAUCAAGCUGGUUGUCGAGCACAGGUACGCGACUCGCAACAAGCUGAGAUAAUGGACGCAGAAGAAUCCAUGCACCGCAGACACGAUUAUGGCUCAUUCGUUAAGGCAUGGAUGCAGGCCCUCGUAGACAAAGAAGCCCUGAAACCCCUGCUAGAUGAGGAAAUCGAGCGGUGA